AACCGCAACGACUCCAACCGACGCCGAACUCCACACAACGAACGAUUACCGUUAACCACACAAUCGCACAUCAUGGAUACCGCUAAGGCACCCGUCAAGCUCGUCAAGGUCACCCGUGUCCUUGGCCGAACCGGCUCCCGUGGUGGUGUCACCCAAUGCCGUGUCGAGUUCAUGGACGACCAGACCCGUUCCAUCAUCCGUAACGUCAAGGGCCCAGUCCGCGAGAACGACAUCCUCUGCCUGCUCGAGUCCGAACGUGAGGCCAGGCGUCUGCGAUAAGCGCGCACCAGUCGGGAAUCAAGGAGCGGCAUUUCUUUCGGUUACGGAGUUCUUGCGAAAGCUAUGGGCAUCGAUACGGACUACUACAUGACGGAAUGAUGCAGGUGUGGCGCUGAGAAAGCGCUGUGCCUGGGGGGGUUGUGGAGAUGAUUCGGAUACGAACAUCACGAAAAGAUGACAUGGGGUUCACUCCGGACCAAAUCAAUACCAUUCGACCUCUC
This is a messenger RNA of Parastagonospora nodorum SN15, 500 nucleotides long. RefSeq lists its product as hypothetical. Bases 73 to 279 code for a protein of 68 amino acids. Gene Ontology annotation, cellular component: cytosolic small ribosomal subunit; ribosome. Lineage: Eukaryota; Fungi; Ascomycota; Dothideomycetes; Pleosporales; Phaeosphaeriaceae. Gene Ontology annotation, molecular function: structural constituent of ribosome. The record is from RefSeq and is a predicted model, not a curated record. Gene Ontology annotation, biological process: ribosomal small subunit assembly; translation; maturation of SSU-rRNA. The transcript is spliced from 3 exons.